Messenger RNA from Cladocopium goreaui, 1137 nucleotides. The record is from the annotation of a GenBank genome assembly. Lineage: Eukaryota; Dinophyceae; Suessiales; Symbiodiniaceae.
AUGGCGAAGUAUGCCACUUACGACUCGAGUUGUUGUCGGCAGUGUACGCCGCGACUUCAUGUGACCUGUUUGCUGUUCAUUGGAUUUUUGCCAGGACUGUUUUGCGUGUGCUGUUUGUCUUGGAAAUGGCUCUUGGCCUUUUGCUUCGUGCUUUGUUUACCCCGCUUGCUGUGGCGUGGAUUUGGGCCUGCAGAAGGUGCAAAAUAUGUCUAUGGACUCGGUUUGUACUGGAACCUGGUGAUGGCCAUUUGCUUUGCCUCUCCUUUGAUAAUUCUUUCCUGCUGCUGGUCCCAGCCAGUGCUCUUGCUGCCCUUUCUGGGCUACUUCCUGUGGUCUCGUGUUAUUUCCAAAGCCGAACUGGGAGAUGGAGCUGCAUGGCCUUGGUUUUCAAUCCAAGAAUGGGGAUUUCACGCCUUCCGGCGCUACAUCCGGCUCCGCAUUCACGUGCAUCCAGAGCUGCAGCAGUAUCCUCCUGAGAAGCCAGUGGUUCUAGCCGUGCAUCCUCAUGGCGUGGCCAGUGACUAUCGAAUUCUUCUGGACGGCAUGCUCUACGAAGCACUUCCAAAGCGCGAGGUGCUGGCGCUCUCUGCCUCGGUCCUGUUCUACAUCCCCAUGGUCCGCGAGCUGGCGCUCUGGACCCGCUGCGUGGACGCGCGGAAAGUUGUGGCCGCGCGGGCACUGAAGCACCGGAAGAGUCUGAUGGUGAUCCCGGGCGGUGAACAGGAGCAGAUUCGCACAGUGGAAGGAAAGGAGGAGGUCUUCCUCCAAAAGCGAAUGGGUUUCAUCAAACUGGCCUUGGAGCAGAACGCAGCAGUUGUGCCAUGCUAUGCUUUUGGAUGCGUUGAUCUCUACUCCACCUACACCAAUCUGUUCUUCAAGCCAAGGGAAUGGCUCCGAAAGACCUUAGGCGUGUGCAUCCCCAUGUACCGCGGCGCCUUGGGUUUUCUGCCGCUCCGGAAGCCAGUGCACCUGGUGCUGGGCGCGCCCCUGGAGCUGCCCCCGUUGACGAAACCGGGGCAGCCGACGGAGGAGGAGGUGCAGAUGGCGCAUGGGAAAUAUGUGGAAGCCCUGAAAAACCUAUACGAUGAAGAGAAGCAUCAAUUUGGACAUGCGGAUCGAGAGCUCACCAUUUCUUGA